Messenger RNA from Nilaparvata lugens (brown planthopper), 776 nucleotides. RefSeq names its product protein cornichon homolog 4. The coding region runs from base 296 to 526 and encodes 76 amino acids. NCBI's taxonomy places the organism in Eukaryota, Metazoa, Arthropoda, Insecta, Hemiptera, Delphacidae. The transcript is spliced from 4 exons. Gene Ontology annotation, biological process: vesicle-mediated transport. The record is from RefSeq and is a predicted model, not a curated record.
UCAUGGAUCGAGAAAUAUAUCUAUCUAUCUAUCUAUCUAUCUUCUUAAAGUAAUAAACCAUGUAAUUUUAUUACCAAUAAAUUUAUUUUAUAAUAUUUCUAUUGUUGGUUUCAUAUCCUUGACUCAGUUCUAGGUCAUCACAUUAUCUGAUUUGGAAUGUGACUAUCUCAAUGCUCAAGAAUGCUGCUCAAAAUUGAAUUAUUGGGUUCUGCCGAAGUUAAUUGUUCAUGGUUUGCUUGUGGCUAUAUUCUUAUUAUCCGGUCACUGGUGGCUCGUGUGUCUCAACAUACCAAUAAUGGCUUGGAUGAUUUAUGAGUAUGUGUCUGUUCCACAGGGUAACAUUGGCGUUUAUGACCCAUUUCAAAUAUAUAAUCGUGGUCAACUUAAAAAGCACAUGAGAGACUGCGUAAUUUACUUAGGAUGGUACUUGAUAGCAUUCUUCGUGUACCUAUACUGCUUGAUUAUCGCAAUGUUGAACGAAAACCCUUUGGAAAAACGCGAUCUGAGUAUGUUCCAGGAGUUCUAAUUCGUUUAUCUUCAUGACCAAGCAUCAUAAGCUCCAUUCCCUUCACCUUCACAAAAAAAUAAUGCUAGUCGUUAUCAUGUAUAUCCAAGAUUUAUAGGACUUUGUUUUUGUUUGUAAAUUAUUUCUCACUUGUAUUUUAUUUAUAAGAUGUAAUUUAUGAAUUUAUCUUAUUCGCAUUAUAGAAAAGUAUUUGAUUUUAAUAUUUUUAUGUAAUCUGUACUGAUUGUAUAAAGAUUUUGAAAAUUGUAUA